Molecule: messenger RNA, 1017 nt
Organism: Oncorhynchus keta (chum salmon)
Lineage: Eukaryota; Metazoa; Chordata; Actinopteri; Salmoniformes; Salmonidae
Product: probable E3 ubiquitin-protein ligase HERC1
Exons: 5
Coding region: 1-1002 (333 amino acids)
Cellular component (GO): nucleus
Source: RefSeq, a predicted model, not a curated record
AUGUGUGAGACAGAGGAACGAGACGAGGUGGUAGUGUGUGAGUUGUGUGAGGCUAGCGUUGCCAACUUCAACCAGCACAUGAAGAAGAGCCACCCUGGCUGCGGGCGCAGCGCCAACCGACAGGGUUACCGGAGCAACGGCUCCUACGUAGACGGGUGGUUCGGAGGGGAGUGUGGCAGCGGGAACCCCUACUACCUCCUCUGUGGUAGCUGUCGGGACAAACACCUGGCGGUUAAGAGUAAAACCACAGUCCCCGUGACGGAGAGGUAUAAAGGACUGGCCCCGGACCUCCUGGGGAAGCAGGACAGUGUCUAUGAAGAGGAAUGGGACAUGCUGGAUGUUGAUGAGGAUGAGAGGUUAACUGGGGACGAGGAGUUUGAGCUGCUGGCGGGACCGUUGGGUCUGAGCGAGCGCCGGGUCGUCCCAGAGGCCGUCCAGUUCCCCGACAGUGACCCCCUGGGAGCGUCCGUAGCCAUGGUGACCGCCACCAACAGCAUGGAGGAGACUCUGCUGCAGAUAGGCUGCCAGGGCGCGGUGGAGAACAGUUCCUCGGGCAGGGUGACUCUGGGGGAGCAGGCCGCAGCGCUGGAGAACCCCCACGACAGGGUCAUGGCUCUGAGGAGAGUGACCUCUGCAGCGCAGGUCCUCCUGGCCAGGACCAUGGUGAUGAGAGCCCUGUCUCUACUCUCUGUCAGUGGUUCUAGCUGCAGCCUGGCAGCAGGGUUGGAGUCUCUGGGUCUGACAGACAUCAGGACCCUGGUCAGACUGAUGUGUCUGGCUGCAGCGGGGCGAGCCGGCCUCUCCACCAGCCCCACAUCUGGAUCAGGGGCCUCAGAGCGGCCCCGCGGGGCCACCAAGGCCAGCAAACCUAUCUCCUGUCUGGCCUAUCUCAGUACGGCUGUGGGUUGUCUGGCCUCCAACAGCCCCAACGCUGCCAAGCUGCUGGUCCAGCUCUGCACACAGGUAACAACAGAUACACAACUCAGACUCACACAAAGAUAAUAGACUGGAAGAGAA